UAGAAACUUUGAUUUGUGUUAGCAUUAUCCGCCAUUGAUGUGUAAAGUAUAACAGUAGGCAUUCAUCAUGUCGAAGGAGCAGACGGACACCAAUGCUCAAAAGUCAUCAGCCCUCAAGUUUGAUGACAUACUGUUCACUGUUGGCGAGUUUGGAAAAUGGCAGAAAAUUUUGUGUUUUUUGGUUUCGCUGAUCGGCAUCAUGACAGCCAUGAAUACUCUCGGACAAGUCUUUAUGGCCGCAGAUACUGACCACUGGUGUCGGGUGGCCCACUGGGAUAAGGCCAAUUGCACGACCGGUCAGUUCGAUGACUGGGAGUGUCUUAAAGCAAAGAGGAACGCGUCUAUCCCGCUCAUUGUGACCAACAAGGAGACGGGGGAGAAAGACUACGAUAGGUGUCACAUGUACGAUGUACGGAAGCUAGAAUUCAAACCUGGAAUGAAUGCAACUGACUAUACCAACAAAAUUAUAGACUGCUCCAAUGGUUGGGUGUUUGACACUACGCAGUAUAAGACUACUAUCAUAAGCGAGUUCGAGCUUGUAUGUGACGCUCAGACUGCAUCCAGCUUCCUGCAAUCCGUCUACUUCGCUGGUCUUCUCUUCGGCUCUUUUUUCUUUGGCUCAGUUGCGGAUUGGCUUGGACGUAAACCUACCGUCUUCAUAUCAACUAUUUUGUUCAUGUUAGCGUCUAUUGGCAACACGUUUUCACCCAAUUUCUUUGCUUACAUGCUGCUGAGAUUCUUUGUAGCUGCUGGCGGGAUUGGAUCGUAUCUUGUGGCAUACGUCCUAGCAUGUGAAUUCAUUGGUCCGAACAAACGUGUCUUGGUCGGUAUCUCUGUUCAGAUAUUUCCCUCCAUUGGUUUGUCAAUCCUUCCGUUGAUUGCCUACUUUGUUCCGACUUGGAGACCUUUGCAGCUUCUGAUAGCUGUUCCAACAAUUCUGUAUCUGCUUCUAUACUUUUACUUCCCGGAAUCAGCUCGUUGGCAGAUAUCUAAAGGACGGUAUCGACAAGCUGAAACUACGCUCAGAAAACUGGCAAAAUCGAAUAAAAGGGAUUUUCCAGAAGAUGUGUUUACCAAUGCAAAUAUCAGAGCUGCACAGGCUGAAACGCACUCGGCAGCCAAGCAAACUGCAUUUGGUCUGUUUGCUUCUCCAAACAUGUGCAUUAAGACGUUGAAUAUGAUGUUUAACUGGGCAGUGAACAGCAUGGUGUACUAUGGAUUGGGUUUGAGCACCUCAGAUCUCGGGGUUGAUGACUACGUGGCAGCAGCAAUCUCAGGUUUAGUGGAAUUCCCGUCUCUCAUCUUCUGCCUCUUCGCCUUGCAGUACGGCCGUAGAUAUAACCUGAGCGGCAGUAUGUUGAUUGGAGGCAUUGCUUGCGUCAUUACUGCUUUCCUAGAAAUGGGCAUUGUGAGGACAGUUAUUGCCAUGAUUGGGAAGUUUUGCAUUACAGCAUCGUUUGCGACUAUCUACGUCGUGUCAGGAGAGAUAUUCCCUACACCUGUAAGGAGUGCCGGGAUGGGUUUGUCAUCCACUGCUGCCCGUGUUGCGGGUAUCCUCUCUCCCUAUAUUCUACAGUUGAAGACUGUAUGGGAACCUCUGCCAUUUAUCUUGUUUGGUUCUUUGUCCAUUCUGGCGGGUCUGCUUGCAUUGCUUCUCCCAGAGACUAACCACAAGAAACUCCCUGAGACUCUGGAAGAAGGGGAAGCAUUCGGAAAACCAAGAUGUUUUGGAGGAGGAGACAACGAGGACAACAUUGCCAUGGUAACCAUGACCAUGAAGGAUGCUGACAUGCAGCAGGAAUUGGAUAACCAUGCGUAUGAAACGACAUUGGAGAUAGACAAGAAGAUCUAGAUGGUAUAAGAAGCUCUCCCCUGUUACAAUUCAGCUUCGUGUAUUUCAGAAAAGGUUACAAUGAUUGCAAGACAGUUUGUUCGUGUACUCUAAAACGUUUUGUGAUAAUAUUUAAAUAUAAAGUUGUUGUUGUUAUGGUGGUAAUCCUGGGGUGGAUUUCAC
Asterias rubens (European starfish) is the source of this 2014-nucleotide messenger RNA. RefSeq names its product organic cation transporter protein-like. The coding region runs from base 68 to 1852 and encodes 594 amino acids. Lineage: Eukaryota; Metazoa; Echinodermata; Asteroidea; Forcipulatida; Asteriidae. Gene Ontology annotation, molecular function: transmembrane transporter activity. The record is from RefSeq and is a predicted model, not a curated record. The transcript has 10 exons. Gene Ontology annotation, biological process: transmembrane transport. Gene Ontology annotation, cellular component: membrane.